AAUCUUUCUGGAUGGAUAAACGCUGGAAGGGUAUAUAAGAGAACGCAAAACUGGCCUGCCUCGUCGCAGUCUGCUUGGGUAUUUUGCAGGUAAAAGAAGAGACAUUCUAUUCCGAGAGGGUAACCGUAUUAACGUCCUUUUAAGAUUGAAGUCAUGAAUAAGGUUCUCGUAGUCCUCUGCUUUAUUCUCCUGGUGGUGGCGGCGUGGCCGGAUGACGAUAACAUACAGCAGGUGGCCACAGGACCACGAGGACAGGACCUGGCAGAUGGUACGAUCUGCUCCACGGGCGACGAGUGCGCCAGCAAGUGCUGCCUGAAGCAGUUUACCGUCACGGGGAGCGAUGGUCCUGCCCAGUGUCACGUUAAGAGUGAUCUCGGAGAGAGCUGCUCUGACGACCAGGUGAAAGGCGGUGCAUCCGUGAACCACUGUCCUUGCUCCAGAGGGUCUUGCGAAAACAACAUCUGCACUCUCGAAAACACCGACGAAGAUAAGGACGAUUGAAAUAUAGAAAGAGAUCGGAUUUCAAAUGUAUAUAAUAAGUAAACAUACCUUUACUGUCUUAAUCCAGUACUAAGAAACUUGAAGAAACUACAGGGAUAAUUGUUUCUACUCGUUAAAAGAGAGCUUCCACUCUGUUUACGCCGAGUGCGUGACAUAUCAUGUCACCGACAGUAUGAUGGUUAAUAAAAGUGGCGGUGUCCGCAUGCUGGAAAAUGCA
This is a messenger RNA of Ixodes scapularis (black-legged tick), 718 nucleotides long. Its product is annotated as U-scoloptoxin(18)-Er1a-like. NCBI's taxonomy places the organism in Eukaryota, Metazoa, Arthropoda, Arachnida, Ixodida, Ixodidae. Gene Ontology annotation, molecular function: enzyme activator activity. Gene Ontology annotation, cellular component: extracellular region. Bases 154 to 501 code for a protein of 115 amino acids. Gene Ontology annotation, biological process: lipid catabolic process; digestion. The transcript is spliced from 3 exons. The record is from RefSeq and is a predicted model, not a curated record.